AUGCAUUUUCACACAAAAGCAAUGCUUUCUAGCAUUAUCUUUGGUUUGGUUAGCCUGUGGUUCUUUUUAUUGGUUCAUGGUGAUGGAUUUACUUCAAUAAAUUAUGGGGAAGCUCUGAACAAGUCUUUGUUAUAUUAUGAGGCCCAACGUUCAGGGAAAUUGCCACUUCAGCAAAGAGUGCAAUGGCGUGCAAAUUCUGCAGUUUCAGAUGGUAGUGAAGCAGGAGUUGAUCUUGAGGGAGGAUAUUACGAUGCUGGAGAUAACGUGAAGUUUGGUUUCCCUCUUGCAUUCACAAUAACAAUGCUUUCAUGGAGCACAAUAGAGUUCCAAAGUCAACUGAAGGACAAUAAUCAGCUUACAUAUGCACUGGAAGCAAUCCAAUGGGGCACAGAUUACUUGAUCAAAGCCCAUCCAGAGCCACACGUUCUGUUCGGUCAAGUUGGCGAUGGUGAUUCUGAUCAUGCAUGUUGGCAAAGACCAGAAGACAUGACCACACCACGUCCAGCUUAUAAGAUCGAUGAGGACAAUCCAGGAGCUGAUCUUGCUGCUGAAACUGCUGCUGCUUUUGCUGCAGCUUCUUUGGCUUUGAAGCCAACAAACGAAACAUACGCAUCGCUACUAUUAACCCAUGCAAAACAGCUCUUUGAAUUUGCAAGCGAUCACGGUGGCCUGUACCAAAAUAGCAUUACUAAAGCAGCGAAAUUCUAUAGUAGUAGCGGAUAUGAGGAUGAAUUGUUAUGGGCUUCUAUAUGGCUUUUUCUCGCCACCGAUGAGGAAUCUUACCUAGAUGCCCUUGAAGGGUCCUCUGGUGGCACGAGAUCCAGGUUUUCCUGGGAUGAUAAGUACCUUGGUGCACAGGUCCUAGUUUCAAAGCUUAUUUUCGAGGGGGCCUUAGAUCAAGACAUAUAUGGCCAUUUCAAGAUCGAUGGAGAGCAGUUCAUAUGCAACUGCCUUCAAAAAGGAAAGAAUAAUGUUAUCAAGACACCUGGGGGCUUGCUAUGGUUUCUAUCAUACAACCUUCAAUAUGUAACCACUGCCACAUUCAUUGCCACAACAUAUUCUGAGUAUCUGACCACGUUCUCAACUACAUUUGAUUGUCCUGAUGGCACUAUACAACCCAAUGACCUACUUGCAUUUGCCAAAUCACAGGUGGAUUAUAUCUUGGGUUCAAACCCAAGAAGCACGAGCUACAUGGUAGGAUUUGGGUCAACUUAUCCGAAUCAAGUUCAUCAUAGAGGAGCUUCCAUUGUGUCCAUCAACAUAAAUCCUGCACCUGUGUCAUGCCAAGGAGGCUAUGACUUGUAUUUCAACAAGGAUGCACCCAACCCAAACGUGUUGGAUGGUGCCGUGGUUAGUGGCCCCGAUGAGAAUGAUAACUACUCCGACUUAAGAUCUAACUACGAACAGGCUGAACCAACCACUGUUACUCCCGCACCACUAGUUGGUGUUCUGGCUAAGUUAGCCUUAAGUUUCAAAUAA
This is a messenger RNA of Quercus lobata, 1479 nucleotides long. RefSeq names its product endoglucanase 13-like. The transcript has 6 exons. Lineage: Eukaryota; Viridiplantae; Streptophyta; Magnoliopsida; Fagales; Fagaceae. Gene Ontology annotation, biological process: carbohydrate metabolic process. The coding region runs from base 1 to 1479 and encodes 492 amino acids. Gene Ontology annotation, molecular function: hydrolase activity, hydrolyzing O-glycosyl compounds. The record is from RefSeq and is a predicted model, not a curated record.